Pelodiscus sinensis (Chinese soft-shelled turtle) is the source of this 1128-nucleotide messenger RNA. Lineage: Eukaryota; Metazoa; Chordata; Testudines; Trionychidae. The record is from RefSeq and is a predicted model, not a curated record.
AUGGUGUUUGUGCACUUGGAGAGCUUAAGUCCACCUAGUGCUGUGAUGGAAGGCUUCCCCCUCCCCAUGCUUUCUGAAAUAGAUUUAUGGAUACAAAUAUACACCCAGUGCUUUCCCUGUCUACCUGGACAUUAUUGCAACUCCACUGGCCUCCAGGCCCCUACAGGGCAAUGCCAAGAAGGAUUCUACUGCACGCUGGGGUCCACCAUUGCCAGCAUUCGCAUCCCAGAUGAGACCGGAGGCCCCUGUCCUGCAGGGUAUUUCUGCCCCAAGGGUACAGCCGUUCCACAGGCUUGUCCAGCUGGGUCAUAUAACCCUCUACAAGGGCAAGCCAGCUGCCUCCUCUGUGCUAGAGGGUUCUUUUGUGCUAAGAAUUCCUCUUCUCUUGCUGGGAGUGAAUGUCCAGCUGGCCAUUACUGCCCCGCGGGUACAGCUUCAGCAACUCAAUACCCAUGUCCCAGAGGGACGUACAACCCACAGACUGGCAGCAGCCAUGUGUCUCACUGUAUCCCUUGUGAUCCAGGUCAUUACUGUGUAUUAGCAGGACAGUCGCAUGUCACAGGACCUUGUUCAGCUGGGUAUUACUGCAGUGCAGGGAAUCCCACAUCCACACCUACCCAGGGCCUGACGGGGAACUUAUGUCCUGUGGGAAAUUACUGCCCUAAGGGAUCUGCUCUUCCACAGCCAUGCCCUCUUGGUUAUUAUAGCAACUCUACCAGGAAUACUAAGAUUGAAGACUGCCUCCUGUGUGCCCCAGGGUACUUCUGCAAUGUAACUGGACUCAUAUCUCCUGCUGGUGUCUGUGAAGCUGGGUUCUAUUGCACCAGAGGGGCUGUUUCUCCUAGACCAUCCAUGACAACAAGCAGCGGAGGGCCAUGUCCUCCCGGACACUACUGCAUAACUGGGAGCAGCAGAGCCCAGCCGUGCCCUACAGGGAGCUACAGCCCACUCUGGGGCAUGGCACAGUGUUUGGCCUGCCCAGCGGGCUUUUACUGUAAGGCUGGUGCCACCAAUUACACAGACUGUCCCGCAGGUAAAUCAGACAGCAGCCGGGUGCCUUUCUUUCCUGUGUCUGAUAUCUUGUGGGACACGAGUUCCUGCUCUAAAGUCCCUUGCUGUGUGGUAUGA